CCAGGCUUUUUAUCCAGGAAAUUUUUAACAAUUCAUUGCACAGUAAAACCUCAGUUAUUUUAUGUCAGCGCUAAUUUUUUGUUGCGCCAUCUCUUGUUUUCUUUUGAUACUCUGCAUACAAAAAUAUAAAAUAACCAAGACUCCACUGUUAUUAUCAAUCAAUACUUCAUGAAAUUAUUAUGUAUUUCUAUUGUAAUUGUUAGUUUAAUAAUGAGGAAUCAAAAGAAUAGCCAUUUAAAAAGGAUUUUCUGCACUUUUUGAUAGCCUAUCAAUGAUAGGUGUCCAUAUUCAGCAAAGUACUUUCAUUGCUUUUGAACUUUCAUUUCAAAGAUGAAAAAAGCGAAGAGAUAGGACACAACGGUAAACUGUCCAUGUCUAAUCCAUGCUAAUUUAAACUCUAAUUUUCUUGUUAAAAGAAAUUGUAUCAAAUUUAAUUCAGUGAUUGUAUAAAUAAUGUUCACUCCAAAUUCAAUCCAAGAACCGUCAUGCAAUCAUCUUUAUCCUUCACUCGAAACACCAUCAAAUAGUGUGGUUCAUCCUCAACCAGCAACACAUUUAGAGCAACCACUUUAUCCUCAGCUUUACGGUGGAGCAAGACUACCAUCGACCAAUCCCGAUGAAUGGAUUCCGGGUCGUCCAGUAUCUUUUAGUCCGCCAGGAUUAGAGUACUUGACUCAAAUUGAUCAAAUUCUUGUUCACCAGAAAGUUGAAAUUCUUGAAACUUUAAUUGGCUGUGAGACAAAAAACAAAUAUCAUAUUAAAAACAGUAUGGGCCAGAAAAUAUUCAAUGCCAUUGAAGAUACCACUUUUUGUACCAGGUGUUGCUGUGGACCAAUGAGACCAUUUAAUAUGAAAAUUACCGAUAACGAGGAGCGAGAAGUUAUAAAUCUCUAUCGGCCUUUGAGAUGUCAAGGACGUUGUUUCCCUUGUUGUCUUCAAAGUAUGCAAGUUACUGCUUCUGGUGUCGUAUGUGGUUAUAUUGAACAAACUUGGAGUCUUAUUGGGCCUAAAUUCAAAGUAUGCGAUUCUUCUGGUGAAACAGUUUUGCGGAUUGAAGGACCAUUCUGUACUUUCUCUUUCUGUGGUGAUGUUGAAUUUAAAGUUUUAUCACGCGAUGGUGACACUCAAGUCGGUCGUAUAACUAAACAAUGGUCUGGUUUAGCUCGAGAAUUAUUCACUGACGCUGAUCAUUUCGGCAUUUCAUUCCCAAUGGAUUUAGAUGUCAAUAUCAAAGCUGUAUUAUUGGGAGCUUGCUUUUUAAUUGAUUUUAUGUAUUUUGAAACUAAAUAGUGAUCCUGUAGACAGACGAUUCAAAUGAAAUGAGAUUUGACACAAUCACGGCACAAUGAAAUGAAACAUUGUCUUCAACGAAAAGUGAUUAAGGUUUCAUUUGUGACUGUUUUAGAGUUGGACUUGCUUAAACUUUGCGGUUGAUCUGGACAAUUAGAGAUAAUGGCUGUUGACAACAAGUCUAAAAUGAUCAGAAUUAAAAGCUUUCGCUUAUCAGCCGUCGAUUUUGUCUUAUAUUGGAUUCUAUUACGGCAUCAAUACUAUGUAUCGAUGGUAGGCUCUCGAUAUUGCCACAAUUUAAAGUUUGAUAUUUGCUAUCAUAUUAUAAUAUUUUAUAAAAAUCAAAUAAAUAUAAAAUUUUAUCAAUUUA
Messenger RNA from Tetranychus urticae (two-spotted spider mite), 1660 nucleotides. RefSeq names its product phospholipid scramblase 2-like. The record is from RefSeq and is a predicted model, not a curated record. Gene Ontology annotation, biological process: plasma membrane phospholipid scrambling. NCBI's taxonomy places the organism in Eukaryota, Metazoa, Arthropoda, Arachnida, Trombidiformes, Tetranychidae. Gene Ontology annotation, molecular function: phospholipid scramblase activity. Gene Ontology annotation, cellular component: plasma membrane.